This is a messenger RNA of Vigna unguiculata (cowpea), 1647 nucleotides long. Its product is annotated as protein DOWNY MILDEW RESISTANCE 6-like. The record is from RefSeq and is a predicted model, not a curated record. NCBI's taxonomy places the organism in Eukaryota, Viridiplantae, Streptophyta, Magnoliopsida, Fabales, Fabaceae.
UCAUGGCUCAGAAGCUGGUGUCUAGCUGGUAUAAUCUUCAUUCUGCGGUGCCAUCAUCAUAUGUGCAACCACCAGAAACAAGACCUGAUAAUGCUGUUUUUGCCUCUGGAAAGUUAGUUCCAGUUAUUGAUCUUGAAGGACAUGAUCGACCUGAUAUCAUAAGGAAUAUCUUAAAGUCCUCUCAGGAUUAUGGCUUUUUCCAGGUUAUCAACCAUGGAGUUUCAAAGGAUAUAGUUGAUGCUACACUGAAUAUUUUCAAAGAAUUCCAUGCGAUGCCUGAGGAUGUGAAGAUAAAGGAAAGCUCUAAGGAUCCAAAUGGAAGGUGCAAGCUCUACACAAGUAGUGGAAGAGCCACCAAAGAUGUUGUUAAGUAUUGGAAAGACUCAUUAUCACACCCUAUGGGAGAAUUCAUGGAGUAUUGGCCAGAUAAACCACUUGGAUAUCGUGAAGUUGUAGGGAAAUACACGGAAGAACUGAGAAAAGUGGGAGUUAAGAUCUUGGAGCUGUUUAGUGAAGGAUUAGGACUUAACACAGAAUAUUUGUGUGGAGGACUUAGUGAAGACCCUGUAGUGUUGUCUCACUACUACCCUCCUUGUCCUCAACCAGGUUUAACCUUAGGAACAUCCAUUCACAAGGACCCUAACCUUAUUACCAUUCUGCUUCAACAAGUAGGGAUCACUGCACUUCAAGUCUUCAAAGAUGGGGAAUGGAUUGCCGUUGACCCCAUUCCCAAUGCCUUUGUGGUAAACAUUGGGAUUGUGUUACAGAUCAUUAGCAAUGGAAGACUCGUUGCUGCUAAACACCGGGUUAUCACAAAUUCAAGCAGUGGGAGACACAGCGUUGCUUAUUUCGUUAACCCAACAAAAGAAUCCCUUGUAGAACCUGCUAAGUCUCUCAUAAGUCCAACUUCUCCUCCAGUGUUUAGAUCUAUGACAUUUGGAGAGAUGACUACAAACUUUCUGACCAAAGGCAUUCAAUUUGAAGAAGAAUUGCGCACAGUAAAUUUCCAAAAAUAAUGGAAAAGUAAUGCAAAACUUAAAGGCUCAUUUUCAAACGACUAUACAAAGUUAUAUCGCACUUGAAAAAAUAAAGUUUAUGUUUGCAAUGUCCAAGCUUGUGAAUGUAGUGAACAUAUAUUACACUUCAAUGGUUUGUAGCCUAUUUGUAUUUUCAAUCCUUCGUACUCUUAAGAUUGAGAAACCCUUCUGCAAUGAAGUCAAAAUUUUCUGUUUCUCUAUUAGUCUUCUGGAUAAUGAUGACCACAUAAGUAAUGUGAAAUCAACUGAGCAAGAGAUUGGAUUGUGUGAAAUAUAAAGUUUCUUGCUGUUAAUUGCACUCAUGUCAUAAUUGAGGAAAGGUUAGAGAAUUAGCUAUUUUUUCUUUUGGCUAUAAUAAGAAGGCCAUUUGUGGUGUUACAAGCAACGAAAAACUGAUGUAAAACAGUAAGGAGAAUAUACAGAAUCUCAUCAAAAGGAUCAAUCAAAAGCAAGCUACCAAAUCCCACAAGUAAAUAACAGAAAAAUCUCACAGAUGUUAAUCCUGCUGAUGGAAUGAGAGAGCAUGCUCAAGUUCCACCUCUACUUCACCCAGUUUUGGGUGAAUAAUGGUAAUGAACAAUAAGGUAGAAUCAUUAUCAGCAUUGGUAUC